AUGCACUCGCUUGUUCAACGCCUCAAGCGAGACGGCGGCGACCAAGAGAAAGAGCCUCAGCACCCAGAGCCGGAUCCGCCCGCCAAGAGAAGCAGAGCGCCCGCCAGGCAUGCGCCCGACGACCCCAAUAUCCCGCGAAAGCGCCUGCAUGUCAACCAGGAGUGCCUCUACGAGCGCCGCCUGCCUGGGAAGGCCUACGUCUCCGCCCACGUGAACCGCCUGCAACACGGCUACUACAGGUCUAGCGUACUCCAUGAGCCUGCCAUCUACCACGUCUACUUCGUUUCGGUGCAUUUUGUCUUUCAUCCACACGACCCGGACGCCCAUCGCUUCAAAAGUGCCGAAAUCGAAGUGUGCAUGCACAGUGGCGACGAGGCCUCUGGUUCCCACAAACGGCCCGGCCGCUCGCAUCCACGUAUCCUGAAGCAUGCUCCGCAGCUCAUGUUUGGCGCCGUGUCGCCAGAAAAUUUGCAGUGGAACUUUAGCCUCUCGAGCUCGUUGGGCGUAUCUCAGGCACCCGUCUCGGCCUCUGUGAAUCCGAGGGCCGCCAUGCAAAGCAGCUACAAGGUUUUUCACAUGAUGAGCAUCCAAGGCUCCGUGCGGUCGAGGCAAGGCCCCGACGGGGGCACGCAAAAUUUUGAGGACUCCAAGGCCGUCUGGACGCUGACAGAAAACGUGCUCCAGAGGUCGGGUCUGCCGCGUGAAUUUGAUUUUGUGCUGCUCGUGCAAAAGCCAAAAGACGUCAAGAACAUGUACAUGACUGUCAAUGUGAAAGCCAACGUGGGAGCUUGGUACGGCUCGUAUCCACAGUGGUACAACAAUCUCGCAGAGUACAUGCCAUCGCAAAACUGUGCCAUCAGCUUUGACCAUGACAUUGGCCAGCGAUUCGUUCCCAGCCAGCCAGGGCUGGGUUACAAUUUUGCCAACUUGAUGCAUGCGCUGGAUCAGUACGUAAUGAUGCCAGGCACGGUGUACCCGACGACAGGUACGAGCCAAGGAGAGAGCAAUCCUAACCACAUAGAUCAUCAUGCCAAUGACGACAACAAGUCCGUCGAAUCCGAUCACGCCCAUUCUUAUCCGAGGCAUGCUCCCCAGUCUCCAAGAGAAAAUCAGUCGCCUACCCGAAGUUCGGGCCAGCGGGAACGACGAGUCUGGGCUCCUGAGAACGUCAACGUCCGUGUUGUCGUCGAUCAUCGGUUUCCUCCGAGUCCUGAGCUGCGUCGCUUCUCGUACUCGCCCUCGCGUGGCCCAGAACCAAGACGGCAUCCGUCAAUACGACGCAGAAAGUCACGGACGCGGUUGAAGGAGUGCGGCGAAACAGGAUUAGGACGGCUCAGUCCAAGAUGA
Messenger RNA from Exserohilum turcica Et28A, 1347 nucleotides. RefSeq lists its product as uncharacterized. Bases 1 to 1347 code for a protein of 448 amino acids. The transcript is spliced from 2 exons. NCBI's taxonomy places the organism in Eukaryota, Fungi, Ascomycota, Dothideomycetes, Pleosporales, Pleosporaceae. The record is from RefSeq and is a predicted model, not a curated record.